AUGCCUGGCAAGACGAAUGGGACAGCGAAUGGGAGUGCGGAGCGACCGUUCGUGGGUUUCGACCCGGAAGAUCCGGAAUACAUCAAGGAGCUGCAAAGGCCUGCAGCAAUCAAGGAGGAUUUAUCGGAGAUGGAAAGACGAAAACGGGUACAGGAGGUGCUGGAGUCAAAGAGCUUCUGCAGGGAGCUUGAGGAACUGAUAAAGCAGGAGAGUGAAAGCCAUAAAAGUGACCCCGAUCACUUGAAAACGCUGCAGCGCCUCUCCGAAUUGACCCUUCCGCAUGGCCAGAUUGCAGCCUCCAGUCUUCAUAAUAUCGGAGCCGGUGCUGUUUUGCCGAUUGCCGAUCUGCGAGGAAGUGAUAAAUACACGAAACUGGAGAAACUCCUGAGGAACAAGUUGGCCUCGUUAUAUCGUCUAGCCGACCUUUUUCAGUGGUCACAAGGAAUAUAUAAUCAUAUCACUUUACGAUUGCCAGAUUCCGAUGAAAUCUUGAUCAAUCCGUUCGGCCUACUCUACCAUGAAAUU
Messenger RNA from Gongylonema pulchrum, 525 nucleotides. NCBI's taxonomy places the organism in Eukaryota, Metazoa, Nematoda, Chromadorea, Rhabditida, Gongylonematidae. The record is from the annotation of a GenBank genome assembly.